This is a messenger RNA of Blastomyces gilchristii SLH14081, 1386 nucleotides long. Its product is annotated as mitochondrial 37S ribosomal protein MRPS16. The transcript has 4 exons. Bases 421 to 762 code for a protein of 113 amino acids. The record is from RefSeq and is a predicted model, not a curated record. Gene Ontology annotation, biological process: mitochondrial translation. Gene Ontology annotation, cellular component: ribosome; mitochondrial small ribosomal subunit. Gene Ontology annotation, molecular function: structural constituent of ribosome. Lineage: Eukaryota; Fungi; Ascomycota; Eurotiomycetes; Onygenales; Ajellomycetaceae.
UAAUGGUUGAACAAUAGCUGCAAUGCCUACCGAUUGUUUCAAUGUUGCUUCACUUUGGAGACUGUCUAGCGCGUGCUAACUACCAACCCAUUCAGCAGCUUGCGGGCGGAUAAUGGUCAAACAUAACAAAUUAAGAUCCUACUUACCUUAGACUAAUACUAUUCAUCGAUGAUUACACCUCAAAUAAUCACCUAUCUUAGAAGAAUCCACUGCACUGCUGGGCCAAUUUCGUAUUGUUUCUCCCUCAUGAACGCCCAGCGGGAACCCGUAAUUAUAUCACGUGAUAUUUCGCUUCAAUUGUUUCUCCGGAUCUGUCAAAAUGUUCAGAGCCGCAACCUUCGCCGUCCAUCGAAUCCCGCAGUUGAAUUGUGAUCUCAAUCGAUCGCCGGAGUUUUUCGAUACCCAUUGUCCUCCUUUAUAAUGGUCGUCAAAAUUCGUUUAUCCCGUUUCGGGAACCGCCACCAGCCGUUCUACAACAUUGUUGUGGCGCAAGCACGGUCGGCGCGAGAUUCGAAACCGCUGGAAGUUAUCGGAACUUACAGUCCUAUUCCUAGGAUACCAACUGGCCUCUCGGAAGCAGAAGCCAAGGUAGCAAAGCCUUUCAAAGAUAUCGCGCUCGAUAGGUCGCGGACGAAAUACUGGUUGGGUGUUGGUGCACAACCGAGCGAACCUGUAUGGAGAUUGCUGAGUUUGGUGGGCCUCGUUGAACCUCGACUCGGGAAAAUGCGAACAAAUAAUGCAGCGGAAAAAGCUACACAAUAAUGAACCUUCCCGGUGUUCCCAACGAAACUCUCUACGCCUGUGGUAGCUAGGCUGAAUGAGUCCUUUGCGCUCCUGAACAGUAUGAUCCGCCAAGCAAAAGAAAGAAGGCAGGAAAGGGCAAUUACCAUCAACGAUAUUCACGCGGGAUAAAACAGCCGGUAUCAAACUAGAUAUCCUGCUCUUCACCUGCAUACGCACUACAUGUACCAACCUUACGUUUUCUCGAGAGCGUGAUUUCAUCAUUUUACGGCGUUUGGAUUUCUCCAAUUAGUUGUCUGUGUUCAUUUUCUUUCUUUUUUUAAUAUCCGUUAUCGCUUAUGUAUGUGUAUUUCUAGAAAAUGUUGGUUUGAAUUGAGUUGUAUAUUAGAUGAAUAAUUAUUCCACGUAGGAUAUAUGAGUGUAGAAAGAGGGCUCGUAUCAUUUAAUCAGCCAGAAAAUUUGUAAACGCAGGAAAGCAGAUACAGGAACGGUUACUCAAAACGACGGUUUCCAAAAUAGGUGGCGAACAGAACUGCGGGCAUAAUCUGUCGCUUCAUAUUCAAGAUGAGUACUCAGCAACAAGAAAUAGGGGGAAAAAACAAUACGUAGGAUAUAGUAAAAAACAUGAUAUGUACUCAAAGGGUG